CGCUAUUCUGGUCAGAGAAUACGAAGCAGAAGUUCCAGUUAUGUUGAUUUGGCAAAGUUCAAAAUAAAAGAUAAAUCAGAAGUAAAUUUCUACUAGAAAACGUGGUGCAUCUAUAAAUUUCUGUUAAUUUUCACUGGUUUUUAUAAGCUUGAUUGCCUGUUUGUAGCGAGAUGAAGCAAGAAAAUUGUUCUUCCACGAAGCCUUCUUCAAUUAAACCAAAAAAUGGUCGAGUACGAAGAAGACCCCGUCAUAAUAAAGCAAUUCUUAAGAAUGUAGAUCAAAAAAUAUAUAAUUCUUUAAUAGAUAUGGGAUUUGACAAUAACCAAGCUACUCAAAUGUGUAAAAAACUGAGUGAGUCGCAAGCAAAGAAAAACUUUCAAAGAAAGGAAGAAAACACUAAAAAUUUUUCGAACGCAGACCCGAAAAUCAAAAGUCCAUUACCAGAGGUAAAAAUAGAAAAGAUUCCAAUUGAACAAACUGUAUUUAGUAAGAUAGACGGGCCUGUUAUUGUUAACAUUGCUGAAACAAAUUAUCCCGAUGUGUUCCUUAGCUUGCAACAGAAAUCAAUAAUUCAAAAUGAAAUAAUGGAAACUUUAUUAGAACAAGAAGAUAAAGAUGUUAAACCACAAUUUAGAGGUUGUUCAAAUAAACCUGGUUGGCUGUCUAUAACUUGCGGGAAUCAAGAAACAGCAAUAUGGUUGAUUAAUAAAAUACCUGAAAUAAGUAGAAACACAAAAAUUAAUCUUAAAGAAUUAAAGGAGACUUUAAAUCCUGAAUUAGUGAUUGUAUAUUUUCCACAAAGUUUAGGGGAAUCUACCAGCAAAAUCCUAAGACGUAUUUCGGCACAAAAUUUUGAUCUUAUGAUAUCUAGUUGGAAAAUACUAAAAAGAAAAACUGUUAGUAAUAUGGUUCAACUUACUAUUCUUGUAGAUGCAGAAUCUAUUAAAAAACUUAAGGAAAUCAAUUACAGACUUAAUUGGCGUUUUGGAUAUGUAUAUGUUCGUGUUCUAAAUAAAAUGAAAAAACACCUUCAAACAAUUUUUGUCAGAACUACGGAGAAAGGAAAUAGCUCAUUCCUUAAUCCUUUUAAAAUUGAACCAGACAAAUGUACACUGAACUUUAAUGAAGAUAAUCAUAAUAAAAAAAUUGAACAAAGUAAAGCUUGCGUUAACGAAGUAGAAUGCCCAAAGGGUCCAAUUGAUUUUAUAUUUAAAUGAAAUUAAGUUCAUUAUUAAAACUUUGAUUUAUUAAAAUGUUGAAAAAAUUAAUAAAGACUUGAAAUUUUGAAA
Condylostylus longicornis is the source of this 1289-nucleotide messenger RNA. RefSeq lists its product as uncharacterized. The transcript is spliced from 2 exons. NCBI's taxonomy places the organism in Eukaryota, Metazoa, Arthropoda, Insecta, Diptera, Dolichopodidae. Bases 171 to 1217 code for a protein of 348 amino acids. The record is from RefSeq and is a predicted model, not a curated record.